UGGCCGCACUUCCCGUCGGGGAGAGAGUGUAAUAUGGCGAAGACCUACGAUUACCUGUUCAAGCUGCUGCUGAUCGGGGACUCGGGGGUGGGGAAGACCUGUGUCCUGUUCCGCUUCUCCGAGGACGCCUUCAACUCAACUUUCAUCUCCACCAUAGGAAUUGACUUUAAAAUUAGGACCAUAGAGCUCGAUGGCAAGAGAAUUAAGCUACAGAUAUGGGACACCGCUGGUCAGGAACGGUUUCGGACGAUCACAACGGCCUACUACAGGGGCGCAAUGGGCAUCAUGCUGGUCUAUGACAUCACCAACGAGAAAUCCUUUGACAACAUCCGGAACUGGAUUCGGAAUAUUGAGGAGCACGCCUCUGCAGAUGUCGAAAAGAUGAUCCUCGGAAACAAGUGUGACGUGAACGACAAGAGACAAGUAUCCAAGGAACGGGGAGAGAAGCUCGCCCUGGAUUAUGGAAUCAAGUUCAUGGAGACCAGUGCGAAGGCCAACAUCAACGUGGAGAAUGCCUUCUUCACUCUCGCCAGAGACAUCAAAGCAAAAAUGGACAAAAAAUUGGAAGGCAACAGUCCCCAAGGGAGCAGCCAGGGGGUCAAAAUCACCCCGGACCCGCAGCGGAGGAGCAGCUUUUUCCGAUGCGUUCUUCUGUGAGGAGCACUGCCUUACUCCGGGCCUCGCUCCGCUCAGCUGACUGUGCCUGUCCUGAGUGGGCCCCUUGCUCGGCCGGGGCCCGCCCCCUCCAACACUCCCUGCCGCGCCGCGGCCACCGGGCCCGUGGCCACCAGACACAGUUGAGAAAUUGUUGAUUUUAGCAACUGUCUGAUCUUUUUCAAGUCUGGAGAUGGAAUAAGUUAAGAAUCUGCUAUUUUUCUUGUCUGCUGAAUGGGCCCUCCCACCGCGUGGCCAGAGCGAAGGAUGGAGCUGAGACGUGACCACCGACAUCAGCCACCACGGCGGGCCUCCGUCUCCAGGCCUCACCGCCACACGACCCAGGCCCCGCCGCAGAGCCCGUCCCCGGCCCCACCACGGGAGCCCGAGUUCUGGGCACGUCUGACGCCGACUGUCUCCUCUUCUGUCAGUUUUGGACAAGUGACAAAAGCCAUUCUCUUCCCCCCCUUUCUCUUCUUAGCUGUCAGCCAGACCAAAGGGAAGCACAAUUACGGAAAUCCUGAGGAAAGAAGCCUGGGGUGGCCCUUCCCGUUGCACUGGCAGGUGCUGCGAGUCUGUAGUCGGCCGAGGCCUGGGGCUGCCCCGUGGGCCUCCUGGCCCCCCCGCCUGAGCGCCGAGGGGACCCACGCGUGCCACGGGCACCCCCGGAAACGCAGCCGCCCACGCGCCCCCCACCUGCGACGGGGGCAUCCAUCUCUGGACCCCCAGGCAGCCCCCCACUCCCCUUCCCUCCCGCCGUCUCCAAAUCGGACGUUCUUUCUAGCUGAGAUUUUUAUUUUUCCAGAUCUGUAGUGCCAUGAAGUGGUUCUGUCUUCGAUUUCCCGCGGCAGACCGGGUGCCUGGGGGCUCGUGCGCACCUCUGGCCAGUCGUGGCCGCGAGUGUGAGGCGGCGCUGGCCGCAGGCCGGGGUGCGAGGCGCAGACUGAUCGCAGAGCAGUCUGAGCCGGUUUCCAGUGCCGCCACCAGGUUCCGAUGUGACAGCUCUGCCUUCCUGUAGAGACUGCAGGCGGGCCAGGGGGCCGGGUCGGAGAGGUGCCACCAGGGAGCCCUUGUCUUUUCUAUAACCCCCACCCCCGCCCCUGCCCCAAGUCCAGGCCAUUGGCAUUGUAGUUUCUUCUUUUUUGAAUUAAAACCAACAUACCAGCAAUAGUCGCUCUCCCCUGAAGUCUCUUAACAUGCUCUGUUUACAUCGAUAAAUGCACUUAAGGAAAACAAACAAAUUAAAGCUCAUUUUAAAGUUAA
This is a messenger RNA of Hyaena hyaena (striped hyena), 1917 nucleotides long. RefSeq names its product RAB8A, member RAS oncogene family (gene RAB8A). The transcript is spliced from 8 exons. Gene Ontology annotation, biological process: cellular response to insulin stimulus; neurotransmitter receptor transport to postsynaptic membrane; protein localization to plasma membrane. The record is from RefSeq and is a predicted model, not a curated record. Gene Ontology annotation, cellular component: plasma membrane; endosome; dendritic spine. The coding region runs from base 34 to 657 and encodes 207 amino acids. NCBI's taxonomy places the organism in Eukaryota, Metazoa, Chordata, Mammalia, Carnivora, Hyaenidae. Gene Ontology annotation, molecular function: GTPase activity; GTP binding.